Sorex araneus (European shrew) is the source of this 975-nucleotide messenger RNA. Its product is annotated as olfactory receptor 52P1-like. Gene Ontology annotation, cellular component: membrane. NCBI's taxonomy places the organism in Eukaryota, Metazoa, Chordata, Mammalia, Eulipotyphla, Soricidae. The record is from RefSeq and is a predicted model, not a curated record. The coding region runs from base 25 to 975 and encodes 316 amino acids. Gene Ontology annotation, biological process: G protein-coupled receptor signaling pathway. Gene Ontology annotation, molecular function: olfactory receptor activity; G protein-coupled receptor activity. The transcript has a single exon.
AAGUUAAGGCGCUUGACACUUGUUAUGUUGACAUAUAAUAAGACUGAUGUCCAUCCAUCAACCUUUAUUCUCACUGGCAUUCCUGGCUUGGAGGCUGCCCAUAUCUGGAUCUCCAUCCCCUUUUUUAUGGCCUAUGUUUUGGCCUUAUUGGGAAACUUCUCUCUACUUUUUAUCAUCAAGACUGACUCCAGUCUCCAUGAACCCAUGUACCUUUUUCUCUGUAUGGUGGCUGUGGCUGACCUGAUUCUGUGUACAACAACAGUGCCUAAACUUCUCAGUCUUUUCUGGUUCCAAGAUGGAAAGAUUCAAGCUGAAGCUUGUCUCACUCAGGUGUUCCUGAUUCAUGCUUGUUCUACCAUGGAGUCUGGUUUCUUCCUGGCCAUGGCUUUUGAUCGUUAUAUAGCCAUCUGCAACCCACUAAGACACUCUGCUAUAUUGACAAACUCUGUAAUUAUGGGAAUGGGACUAGCAAUUGUAAUCCGGGGCACUCUCCUCCUCAUGCCUCACCCUUUUGUGCUUCGUUGGCUUCCCUACUGCAGAACCAAUAUCAUUUCCCACACCUACUGUGAAUUCAUGGCUCUCAUCAAGAUAGCCUGUGCAGAGACAAGAAUUCUCAGGGCCUAUAGUCUCAUUGUUGCCUUCCUUACAGGAGGAAUAGACUUCAUAUUGAUCAUUUAUUCUUAUGUUCUCAUACUACACACAGUCUUCCAAAUGCCAUCCAAAGAUGCCCGACUCAAAACUCUGGGCACCUGUGGUUCCCAUGUUUGUGUUAUAUUAGUGUCAUAUACUGCAGCCUUCUUCUCUUUUCUUACCCACAGGUUUGGGCACCAUGUGGCUCCCCAGCUUCACAUUUUUGUAGCUAAUAUCUAUAUUCUUCUCCCACCCAUGGUCAAUCCUAUUGUUUAUGGGGUAAAGACUAAGAAGAUACGGGAACGAUUCCUUAAAUUCUUCAUUUUUUCAAAGACUCUGAACUAG